Molecule: messenger RNA, 2180 nt
Organism: Papilio machaon (common yellow swallowtail)
Lineage: Eukaryota; Metazoa; Arthropoda; Insecta; Lepidoptera; Papilionidae
Exons: 17
Coding region: 87-2165 (692 amino acids)
Molecular function (GO): oxidoreductase activity
Source: RefSeq, a predicted model, not a curated record
CUAGGCCCACAGAUUAUAUUAUAUUACAAGUCACAACACAAUUCGCCGGCAUUCACUAUUCGCUUCUGUUCGAGCGCUGUGUAGUCAUGACCAAGGUUAACAUUCCGAACUUCAAGCUCAACAAUGGGUUGGAAAUGCCAGCGUUGGGCUAUGGCACGUGGCUGGGCCUAGACGACAAGAAUGUGUUCAACAUCCAAGACGCACCGAAGUUGAUUGAGGCGUUGUCAUAUGCCAUAGACAUCGGCUACCGACACAUCGACACCGCGGAUCUCUACCGCGUUGAGCCGGAAAUCGGACGGGUCGUCAAGCAGAAAAUAUCAGAAGGCAUUGUCAAAAGGGAAGACUUGUUUAUUACUACUAAGGUGUGGCAACACAACCACCGCGAGGCUGACGUGGAGAAGUCAGUGCGGGCGUCGCUAAAGCGUCUCGACAUGGACUACGUCGACCUCGUUCUGAUGCACUGGCCAAUGUCCAUAUCUGUAGAUGGAGUGGAUGAGAAGAUCGACUACCUGGAGACAUACCGCGGGCUGGAGGCGGUGCUGCAGAAGGGACUGACUCGCGCCAUCGGAGUUUCCAACUUCAACCUGCAACAGAUGCAGCGGCUGCUCGCAAACUGCAACGUCGUGCCUGUCGUUAAUCAAAUUGAGAUAAAUCUAAACCUAGGUCAGAAAGAGCUGGUGGAGUAUUGCCAGUCGAAAGGUUUGGUUGUGGUCGGAUUUACUUCAUUUGGUACGAUGGUACCGGGCCGCGUGAUAUCAGGCAGUCCCGAGCCUAAACUUGAUAACCCAACGAUGGUUGCCAUUGCAAAAAAACACGGCAAAUCUGUCACACAAGUCGCCUUGAGAUAUCUGUACCAACGUGGUAUUGCCACUAUCCCGAAAUCUCUGACCAAAAAUCGUAUCUUAGAGAAUGCCUCCAUUUUUGAUUUCGAAUUGGACGAGAAAGAUGUCGCUGAAAUAGCAAAGUUCGACAUUGGAUAUCGCACUGACGUCCCGUCAUUCUGGCAAGAAUACGACAACUAUCCAUUCGAAAAGAUACCCAAUCCGGAAAAAGAAAUACCUUUGGUACUCCGCAAGUGUUACCAAGAACACUACAAUCUCUGUGCACAAGUUAGUAGUGUGGUGACAGUUAAUACACGCGCAAUGUUGUAUCUGUUGAUAUUAACAAUGGUGUAUACAGUGUUCUGCGACAGCAAUGAUGGCGGCAAAGCUCCAAGAAUUCUCCUUAAUGAUGGCAACACCAUGCCUGUUAUCGGUCUCGGGACAUUUUUAGGUUUCGAUGAGAACGGACAAAAACAAGUUAAAGACAGCGAAGUGGAACUUCCUGUCAUGUGGGCUCUUAACUCUGGAUACAGAUUAAUUGACACAGCAUCUUUAUAUUUCAACGAGGAACAAGUCGGUCGUGGUAUACGCAAAUCAUCUGUACCAAGAGAAAAUGUUUUUAUUGUCACAAAGCUUGGGUUAAACGAGCAGCGUCAUGUCCUGGAUGCGUUGCGAGCGUCAUUAGCUCGUCUCAACACUUCCUACGUUGAUCUUUAUCUUAUCCAUAAUCCGGUUGCACUUAAGGCCGACCAUAGUGGUUUCGAUGUGGUAGACUACGUAGACACGUGGCGCAGCAUGGAAGAAGCCAAGACGCUGGGUCUUGCCAAAUCCAUCGGCAUCUCCAACUUUAACAUCAGCCAGAUCGACCGCCUGCUCGACAACUGUCACAUAAAACCCGCCGUCUUGCAAGUUGAGGUGAAUUUAAAUUUAGCACAGAACAAACUAAUAGAACACGUUAAGAAAGAUAACAUAGCUGUUAUGGCGUACACACCUUUCGGGGGACUGUUCAGCAAGAGUCAAGGACCACCGCCACCGCGAAAGGACCACCCGGCUCUGGUCAAAUUGGCCAAUAAGUACGGGAAGACCACGCCUCAAAUUGUAUUACGUUAUCUCGUUCAAAGAGGUCUAAUACCAAUCCCGAAAACCGUUCACAAGGAACGAGUAGAGGAAAACAUAAAUAUAUUCGAUUUUGAACUAACGCCAGAAGAGAUGAAAUUAUUAGCGGAAUUCAACAAAGAUUAUCGCACAGUGUGGCCGAGUUUUUGGCAAGACCAUCCUUACUAUCCCUUUGAAAAGAAAGACGUACCCGAUCCUGACAUAUUUAAAGCUGGAUUGAAUGAAUAAUGAAAUACUAUCCAU